Molecule: messenger RNA, 1311 nt
Organism: Daucus carota subsp. sativus
Lineage: Eukaryota; Viridiplantae; Streptophyta; Magnoliopsida; Apiales; Apiaceae
Product: peroxisomal nicotinamide adenine dinucleotide carrier
Exons: 11
Coding region: 124-1140 (338 amino acids)
Biological process (GO): NAD transport; transmembrane transport
Molecular function (GO): transmembrane transporter activity
Source: RefSeq, a predicted model, not a curated record
AUUCUACUUUCGUGAACGGAACAUAAAACAGUAAAAGUGGGGACACACACUCGAACGCAUUGCAAUUCUCGCAGCCAGUUCCGCUACAUCCAAACUCUCAGAUCCUCUCUCUCUCUUCAAAACAUGUCGGACGCUCUGAUCAACGGGCUCGCCGGCGCCGGCGGCGGGAUCGUCUCUCAACUCAUCACCUAUCCUCUCCAAACUGUAAAUACACGUCAGCAAACCGAAAGAAAAUUGAAGGGGGCGAAGAAUGAGCCUGGGACUAUAGAGCAAAUGUGUCAGGUUGUGAAGCAAGAGGGAUGGGGUAGACUCUAUGCUGGAUUGAAGCCUUCACUAGUCGGAACCGCUACGUCACAGGGUGUUUACUAUUAUUUCUAUCAAAUAUUUAGGGACAAGGCUGAAGCAACUGCACUUGAACGUAAGAGAAAAGGUCUAGGUGAUGGAAGUGUUGGAAUUUUCUCAUCGCUUGUUGUGGCUGCUUUAUCUGGGUGUGUAAAUGUGCUGCUGACUAAUCCUAUAUGGGUUGUCGUCACUCGUAUGCAAACUCACAAAAAAAAGUCUCUGCGUCAGCAUACUAAAUCUAUUGCUUCAGAUGAAGAAGUUCUUCCAGUGGUAAUAUCACCUCGAUUCGGAAGCAGUCACGCGAUUCAAGAGCUCUAUGCUGAAGCUGGAAUCUGGGGAUUCUGGAAAGGUGUCCUGCCGACGUUGAUCAUGGUGAGCAAUCCUUCCAUACAGUUUAUGCUGUAUGAGAUCUUAUUGAAGAAGCUAAGACGUCAGCGUGCUUUAUUGAGUAAAGAUGGGGCAAAAGGUGCAACUGCUAUGGAGAUAUUUCUGCUGGGGGCUGCUGCCAAACUUGGAGCAACUAUUGUCACAUAUCCUCUUAAUGUUGUGAAGUCGAGGCUUCAAGCUAAGCAAGUUACCGAUGGAGAUAAAAAGCAUCAAUACAAAGGUACUCUGGAUGCUGUAACGAAGAUAAUACACUAUGAAGGCUUCAGUGGUUUUUACAGGGGAAUGGGCACAAAAGUUGUACAAAGUGUUCUUGCUGCAGCCGUUUUGUUCAUGAUUAAGGAAGAACUGGUUAACUGCGCUAAGUGGUUAUUAAUGAAAAAUGCUAAGAGUUUAAGAUCCAAGUCCUCGUAAUGGUAGCUUUGUUGAGUGGCAAACAUAGCUGUAGCAUUACUAGUUGCAGUGAGUUAAUUUCUGAAAUAAAGAUUCCUGUAUAAGCUGUAUUAGUGAAUUGUUGUAUCAAAUUUAUCAAAGUGUUGGAGAUGCCUGCCAAAAGUCCAAAAACGAUGUUUUGGUCUUAGUUUU